AUGACGCACGGCGAGGGCGUCUACCUUUACGACGACACCGGCAAACAAUACUUGGACUGGACCUCACAAGCCGUGUGUGCCAAUCUGGGCCACGACAUACCCAAGGCGGUAGUUGAAGCCGCUGCGUACCAAAUGUCCACCCUCCCCUUUACGUACGGUGGCACCGGUCUCACCGAAAUUCGCACCAGGACCAACCAACUCAUGGCGGAAAUAUUGCCGGGUGAUUUGCGCGCCGCCGUCUUUCCCAGUUCCGGAGCCGAAGCCAACGAAGCGGGCAUUAUGAUGGCACGGCGCUUUACCGGCCGUAACAAGAUUAUUUCCUGGUACCGAUCCUAUCACGGAGCGACAGCACACGCCGGUGCAGCGACGGGAGAUUUCCGACGCUGGUACGGAUCCGACAAUGUCCCCGGAUUCGUUAAAGCCUUUAACCCGUUUCCGCUCUUUUUCAAUCAUGGAGGCAAAGACGCCACGGAAGAAGAACGAGUCGAAGCGGCCCUCAAUAUGUUGGAGGAGCAAAUCUUGAACGAAGGACCGGAGCAAAUUGCGUCAAUAAUGAUGGAGCCAAUUGUGGGUGCCGGGGGAUGUUUGAUCAUGCCGGAUGGAUACAUGCAAGGGAUUCGUGCAAUCUGUGACAAGUACGGGAUUCUUAUGCACUUGGACGAGGUCAUGGUUGGUUUUGGACGUACCGGCAAAUUGUUUGGUUUUCAAAAUUACGACGGCGUCUUGCCCGAUAUCAUAUCGUGCGCCAAGGGAAUUUCCGGAGCGGCCAUUCCCUUGUCCAUGACGGCCUGUACGGAGGAGAUUAUGAAUUUUUUCGAAGACAAGCCGCUCGGAUGGGGGUCCACCUACCAGGCACACCCAGUUGCUCUAGCGGUGGCGUACGAAAAUGUCAAGUACCUGCUACAGAACGAUAUUGUUGGACGUGUGCAAACCAUAGCGCCCAUGUUCGAGUCACACAUGAAGAGACUGGCCGACAAACACCCCUGCAUCAAGCAGUACCGUGCGAUUGGAUUGUUUGGUUGCUUGGAUGUACAGGAUGUUUCCGGAAACAACCCAAAACUACAACACGAAGCCGCACACGACGCCUUUUUACUCUACAAAAAGGCCUACCACGACAACGGACUGGUCGGUUUGCACCGGUAUCCGCACAUUCACUGCGCGCCACCGCUGAUCAUUGAAGAAGAGGAACUCUCGGAUGGUUUUGAUCGGCUGGAUCGAUCCUUAGAUGUUUUGGAC
Phaeodactylum tricornutum CCAP 1055/1 is the source of this 1236-nucleotide messenger RNA. RefSeq names its product aminotransferase. The record is from RefSeq and is a predicted model, not a curated record. Gene Ontology annotation, cellular component: cytosol. The annotation marks the transcript as partial. Lineage: Eukaryota; Bacillariophyta; Bacillariophyceae; Surirellales; Neidiaceae. Gene Ontology annotation, molecular function: transaminase activity; pyridoxal phosphate binding. The transcript has a single exon.